AUGGCUUUAUCUUCUUCCAGUCUCUCAGCAGUACAUUCAGUCUCAUACUCUAUCCUCAUAUUAUUAGCAUUCACUAACUAUGUCUCCGGAUGCUACACAUCCCUCUUCGGCUUCGGUGAUUCAAUCACCGACACUGGAAACCUCGUCUGCAUCGACGCCCCUGAUAACCUUGGUCACAUGGCCUUUCCACCCUAUGGAGAAACCUUCUUUCAUCAUCCCACCGGCCGAUGCUCCGAUGGUCGUCUCAUCAUAGAUUUCUUUGCUGAAUAUUUUGGACUUCCACUGGUACCUCCCUAUCUUGAAGUUGAGAAGGCAAAAGGCAGAGAUUUUCGUAAGGGUGUGAAUUUUGCAGUUGUGGGAUCUCCAACACUGGAUUUGGCCUUUUAUGAAGAAAGAGGAAUCUUCAACCCUAUCACAAAUGUCUCUCUAAAAGUUCAGUUGGGUUGGUUCAAAGAGAUAUUGCCUUCUCUCUGCCACACAUUCUCAAGCUGUAAUAAAUUCUUUCAGACAUCUCUAUUUUUCUUGGGCCCAUUAGGAGGCAAUGAUUAUACCCAUUCGUUCGUAUCAAACGCCAGCCCAGAUGAGAUUCGAUCAUUUGUACCUUUAGUUGUUAAAGCCAUCGGUUCAGCCAUCAAUGAGCUUGUCGAUCUUGGGGCCGUGACGCUCGUUGUCCCAGCGAUUCUACCACUAGGAUGUGCAGGAGCUUAUCUUACAAAAUAUGCGAGUUCGAACAAGGCAGACUAUGACACAAUGGGCUGCCUCAUUUGUUUCAACAAUUUCACUGAGUAUCACAAUGAACUGCUCCAGAGAGAAUUGAAUGACAUUCGUGAGCUUCAUCCUCAUGCCACCAUCAUCUAUGCCGAUAUUCACAGUGCUGCAAUGCAGCUUUAUCGCAAUCCGUAUAAAUAUGGAUUCAUGAAAGGAGCUCUAGUAGCAUGCUGUGGAUCGGGAGGCCAGUAUAAUGUUAGCGACUCUAUGCCGUGUGGCGUGAGACCAAUUGUUGUCUGUGACAACCCUUCCUUAUAUGUUGACUGGGAUGGUUAUCAUUUCACAGAGACAGCAUAUAGAUUGGUAUCGAAAGGCUUAUUAGAUGGACCAUUCACCAUUCCUCAAAUUAAUUCUGGAUGUGUUUCACUAGCUGCGCAAGUUGAGCAUUCCACCUAUAUAUAGCUAGCUCGGAAAAUUUUAAAACUCUAUAUUUUUCAUUCAAACUCCCUCAUGAUGGAAAGUUCGUGCACUCGACUACAUUAUUGUUAUAUGCGAUUCUUUAUCGUAUAUAAUAAUUUACCUAAUUGUGCAUGCUUUACAUGUCAUAGCCAUGUUAGUUUGUCUUCACC
Molecule: messenger RNA, 1337 nt
Organism: Ilex paraguariensis (yerba mate)
Lineage: Eukaryota; Viridiplantae; Streptophyta; Magnoliopsida; Aquifoliales; Aquifoliaceae
Source: the annotation of a GenBank genome assembly